This is a messenger RNA of Humulus lupulus (European hop), 1911 nucleotides long. Its product is annotated as pentatricopeptide repeat-containing protein At5g64320, mitochondrial-like. Gene Ontology annotation, molecular function: protein binding. Lineage: Eukaryota; Viridiplantae; Streptophyta; Magnoliopsida; Rosales; Cannabaceae. Bases 68 to 1849 code for a protein of 593 amino acids. The record is from RefSeq and is a predicted model, not a curated record. The transcript has a single exon.
UGUUUGGGACUGGGUAUAGGGCGGGAGAACGUUUUUGCUCCACAUUCCACAACCACAGCCUAACUCUAUGCUCCGUAAGACUAGUCAUGGAGCUUUAUCUUCUUCUACUUCCAAUCUCUUCAUGUUAUCCAUACCCUUACUUUUCUCUUCUCCUCUUUCUUCUAGGCCCAGCUCAAUGCCCAGCUCAAUCUCCAGACCUCCCAAACACCUAAUCACUACCCCAAAAGUAAAACUACAACCCACCUCCAAAACACCCGUUUCACUCACGGCACCAUAUCCUCUUGUUCCAGACACUGUAUCUCUUUCUACUGUUAAUUCAAUUUGUUCUUUGCUCGCUAACCAUAGAGAGAAAACUAUAAGCAUUGAAGAUUUGUUGAAUACUUAUAAAGACAAGUUGAACUCAAAUGUUGUACUUCAAAUCUUGAUGCACUAUGGGCAGUUGGGUAGAAUCAAGACCUUGGAAUUCUUUACAUGGGCCGGAUUGCAAAUGGGUUUUCAGUUUGAUGACUGUGUGAUUGAGUACAUGGCUGAUUUCUUAGGUAGAAGGAAACUGUUUGAUGAUAUGAAGUGUCUUCUGCUGACAGUGGUUUCUCAUAGAGGUCGAGUUUCUUGCCGGACUUUUUCAAUUUGUAUUAGGUAUUUGGGUAGACAAGGGAGGAUUAGUGAAGCCCUUUGCUUAUUCAAAGAAAUGGGAUCAAAAUUUAGGUGCAACCCUGAUAAUAUUGUAUACAAUAAUAUGCUUUAUGUGCUUUGUAAGAAGAAUUCAUCUGAACAUCUAAUUGAUGUUGCAGUUACAAUGUUUAGGAGAAUUAAAUUUCCUGAUACAUAUUCGUAUAGUAAUGUUGUGGUUGGUUUAUGUAAAUUUGAUAGACUUGAGACUGCCCUUGAAGUUUUUGGUGAAAUGGGUAGAACUGGUUUGGUUCCUACUCGAUCUGCAGUGAAUGUUCUAAUUGGUAAGUUGUGUUCGUUGAGUGCAAAAGAAGGAGCAGUAGAGAAGGUUAGAUUGGUUAAUAAUCGUAGGCCUUACACAAUCCUAGUUCCAAAUGUAGAUGUAAGGAGUGGAGCUAUACAGCCUGCAGUUAAGGUGUUUUGGGCAGUUCACAGUUUGGGUUUGUUACCUAGCUCGUUUGUCACAGUCGAGCUCCUUUCAGAGCUCUGUCGAUUGGGCAAAAUGGACCAGGCUCUUCAGAUAUUGAAAGUUGUUGAGGACAUGAAGCUGAGUUGUUUGGAUGUAAGUUACUCUAUUGUAAUGAAUGCUAUGUGUAAUCAUCGUUGUGUGGAGGAAGCUAGCCAUUUAUUUGGGAGGAUGCUCUCUUCCGGAAAGAAGCCGAAGCUGUCAGUUUAUAAUUCUAUUAUUUGCAUGCUAUGCAAGAUAGGACGUUUGGAUGAUGCUGAAAGGGUCUAUAAAAUUAUGAACAAAAACAGAUGUCUACCCAAUAAUAUAACCUAUUCUGCAUUGAUUCAUGCCUAUGUUGAGGCUGAGAAUUGGGAAGCUGCUUAUAACUUGUUGAUGGAAAUGUUUGGUCUGGGCUGGUCUCCACAUUUUCAUACAUAUGAUAUGGUAUCUAAACUUUUGUCACAAGCUGGGAAGAUGGACAUGUGUUAUAAAUUAGAUAUGAAGUUGGAAAGCCAAGCUUUGCAGAAACUCUGUAAAAUAGGUCGGUUAGAGGAUGCUUAUGAGAAGCUUAAGUUCAUGCUUGAUAAAGGUCUUUGCCCACCGGGGUAUGUGAGGGAAGCUUUUGAACAAGCCUUUAGAAAACAUGACAAGCUGAACAUAGCUCAGGAGUUGCUAGACAGAGUUGACCAAAUACAAAAAUAUGAUGAAAAGAAAUUAGAAAUGUUUAGUUAAUACAUUUCUUAUUGUUUAUAACAGUGGCUCAUGAUUCCUCAUCUCUUAUUGGUUCCUUUUAA